Messenger RNA from Linnemannia hyalina, 972 nucleotides. The record is from the annotation of a GenBank genome assembly. Lineage: Eukaryota; Fungi; Mortierellomycota; Mortierellomycetes; Mortierellales; Mortierellaceae.
AUGGAGCCCAUUCCCUCUAAUACUACCCAGGUCACUGCCUCAGAAGUUCGCCCUGAUGAUCCUAUUAUAAACGACAAGCUUGCUCGUGGUCAAAUAGAGCAACUGGCGAUCAAUGCCCUGAAUGAAUUUGGCCAGGGUAUCGCCAAAACGGAGUUUGCUAAGAAGGAUGGAGAGGAGGACCAGAACGACAUCAAGAAGGAUGGAGAAGGAGAGGAGGAGGGCCUCAAGAAGGAGUAUAUUAAAACUGACAAUGGCGUGGAGACCUGGAGCGAUCAGACGGCUCUUUUGAAGUAUCUCGACAAGAACUACUUUGGCAGGUCGAUGUUUAAGGCACACGAGUGGCAGGUCAAGGAGACACAAGAGAGCUGGAUGCUCUGCUACCGUCAAGACGUAUCCUAUGCUUCUAUCGACACGAACAACUACAUAGAGUCCUGGCACAAUACUCUCAAGCGUCAUUUCUUCCGAGACAAGCAGCAGCGGCGCCCGGAUACAGUCAUCUAUGUCCUUGCUAUCUUGGCAGUCCCGCACUUCCAACAAAAGUGCAUACGGAGCAUCGUCAACGUUGGUCGAAUGAACCCCGCCCAAUCAGAGGAGCUUAAGAAAACGGCAAUUGCAGUCGACCAUAUCAAGACCAGGGAAUCAAAGGGAUAUGUAGGCGCAUAUAUUACGCAGACCUCUGACGAUACCCUUUACGUAGAGUCCUUUACCAACCCUACCGUUGGCUACGACAUCAAGAUCGACUUCUCCAAGACACCCACUGGCCACAUCACUAGAUGCACCUGUGAGUAUUUCCAAAACCACAGAAGCUGCUGCAAGCACAUUGCUCUAGUACAGGUAGAGAUACCUUCCAUCAGUCUCUUUCGCGCUGAUUUCUGGGAACACCAAGCGAAUUUCCACCCUGGAAUGCUAAAGCCAGACAUGCAGGGUUACCCAGCCUAUGACGCUCCGGAGAUGAAGGAUAACUAUGACUAA